CUUCCGGUGUGAAGUAGAAUUCAAUUACUAUUGUUUUUUUUGUUUUUUUUGUAUUGCUGCCGUACAGUUCCAUUCACAGAUGUACAAUGCAGUAAGUGAAAAAAUUAACUGUAGCUAGAGCUGGUGUAAGUAAACUAUCGUUCAUAUCAGGUUUUUAAUCAUGGAUAAAUUUGUAGUUCGGUUACCAAAGGCAGAUAGGGAAAAACAGGAACCAAAACAAGAGAGGAAUUACAAGCAAGCAACCUUAGAGUCUCUGCGGAGAGUGGUUGUGAUUGAAGACAUUGAAAGGUACAGGUCAAUCCUUGAACUGCCUGGCCAGCCUAAAGAAAAUAUGAUAGAAGCCUUGAAGGAGCUGGAUAAGAAAAUGCCUUCCAGAGAAGUGCUGAAGACUACCAGAAUCGGACACACAGUUAACAACCUACGCAAACACUCAGAAGAUCCUGAAAUCAAGUCACUAGCGGGGGAGGUGUAUAAACACUGGAGGACCUUCAUUGAGGAACAUGCAAAUAAACCUACUAUAGAAGUUCGCUGUGACAAACAGACAGAAAGUUUGAGGAGCAAUGCAAAGAAACUGCUAUCUGAAGCCACAGGGCUGAAGGUGGAGCAUGGACUGGUGGAGAACAUAGAAAGAGAAGUGUUUCACCAAAGCUCUCGACUUGUUAGUGGAGCAUACAGAAGGACUGUGAGGGCUCUUGUCUUUGCACUGAAAAAUAGGACUGACUUGAGAGCGCAGGUCAAGGAUGGCAAACUACCAGUUAAUAAAUUUGUAAGCAGUCACAAAAAAAAACUGUGAAGAAUUGAAAAAUUCAAAUAUGGGACCUCAAGAAAACUUUUUUUUUUUUAACUCUUUUUAACUUUCAGU
Messenger RNA from Sinocyclocheilus anshuiensis, 862 nucleotides. It is a transcript of the gene tceanc2, whose product is annotated as transcription elongation factor A (SII) N-terminal and central domain containing 2. The transcript has 4 exons. Gene Ontology annotation, cellular component: nucleus. Bases 161 to 793 code for a protein of 210 amino acids. Gene Ontology annotation, biological process: DNA-templated transcription. Lineage: Eukaryota; Metazoa; Chordata; Actinopteri; Cypriniformes; Cyprinidae. The record is from RefSeq and is a predicted model, not a curated record.